AUGGGUCGCACCAAGAACCUUAAGCGAUCGCGUCGCGAUGAGGACGAAGACGAGGAUGUAUCAAGCGAUCAGGAAGUCAAGUCAAGCAGCAAGUCCAAGUCUAAGUCCACCAAGAAGGCUAAGACCUCCGAUUCCGGUAAAGAUAAUGAAGGCAACCCUUUCUGGAGUCUGGGCGGCACCCGCAGAGCUACCAUCAGCGGUUUCAAGGGCAAGACAUACAUCAACAUCCGCGAGUACUACACAGAUGCAUCUGGUGAUCUCAAACCAGGAAAGAAGGGUAUCAUGUUAAGUCCUGAGCAAUACAACAAACUACUCGAAGCUAUUCCUUCUAUCAACGCCGAGCUACGGGACAAGGGACACACCACGCCUGAUAUUUCAGGAGCUCCCGCAGAUGCCCCUGAUUCGCCAGUGAAGGCCAAGAAUGAGAAGAAGACCAAGCCCCAGAGUAAGAAAACCAAGGCGAAUAUCGAGGCUACCAGCGACGAGGACGAGGACGAGGACGAGGACAAGGAUGAAGAUGAUGGAUGA
Molecule: messenger RNA, 528 nt
Organism: Daldinia childiae
Lineage: Eukaryota; Fungi; Ascomycota; Sordariomycetes; Xylariales; Hypoxylaceae
Product: putative RNA polymerase II transcriptional coactivator
Exons: 3
Coding region: 1-528 (175 amino acids)
Biological process (GO): positive regulation of transcription initiation by RNA polymerase II
Molecular function (GO): DNA binding; transcription coactivator activity
Source: RefSeq, a predicted model, not a curated record